UAAAGAUGUGAAAGAACCAAUGGCUUUUCCAUACGAGUGCAUACACAGAAAAACACCACUUCCAAAUGCAAAUGCAAAUGCAAAACCCCUCGAAAGCCUAAAACCCUCACAAAAACACGAAACCCUCCAAAUUCUUCGCCACCAAAAAUGUCCGCCGCCAGGUCCGUCCUCCGCUCUGCCGCUUCGCGAGCGACCGCAGCGACCAGAGUCGCCUCCGCACCCAAGCCCAUGCUGCGACCGGCCUGCUCACCCUUUCGGAUCUCCAAGCAAAACCCGCUCUCGUCUCGCAUUUUCAGGUCACCGGUGGAGCUGAGCUGCUGUGUGGAAACGAUGCUUCCGUAUCACACAGCAACUGCUUCGGCUUUGCUGACUUCGAUGCUUUCCGUCUCUCGCCGAAGCGCCGGUUGGACCCCUGAAGGACUCGAUGCAUUUAUUCUCCCUGGUCGAAUGUGAAAAUCCGACGUUAUGUAACAUUUGUUCUGUGAGCGUCCGGAAGUAGGUAUCCAAUCAUUUUUUAUUCUUACAAGUUAAAUACCAGUUAUCACCAAGUUUAAUGUUUCUUCUUCCUGGUCCUUACCCUUAUCAUGGAUAGCAUGCUUUAGUGAAUAAAUUUUGCAGGUAGACUUGUAGUUGUUGUAUCCCCAUGGAUGACUUAAUUCUUACUAAAAUCCGCUAACUGCUUUAUUCCGAGUAGCAUUAAUUUUCUACCUAGUAAACCAACCAAGCAACUUUAGCAGCUUUCAUACUGUCAAUCUUUCUUAUUGCAUACAAAAUAAAUCCAUGUAUCAUCCUAUGUAAUAUUUUCUGCCCAGAUUCCUACAAUAAAUCUAUGAAAUACAUUUUACUAAUAUUUUUUAUUCAGAUCACAAUAAACUCAUGGAACACUACACUUGAGCUUAAAGAAGGCUUGCCCCAAUUAUUUGAAUAUGAACCCUUUUGCAGUCCAAUCUUGAACAUUGCAGCCUUUUGCCACAUCAAUCAAAUUAAUCUUCGAUACAAAUAUGAAAUGCAAUUUCUGUUCCCAAAACUUUCCUGAACUUUUAAUAAUUUCAAAGUAAAACCAUAAAUUGAGAACAUCUUGAUAUAUAUGACAUAUAUUGUUGGGGUGGUUACAUGUGAGAAAGAAUCCCAUAUCAUUAAGGAAUGAAAUGAGAUUGUUCAGCCUGGUCCUUUUCACCGCCCAAAUAAAACCAGAACACAAAAGUUACGCAUCACGUAUGGAUAUUUAACAAUUGAAAACUUGCAAGUACAUC
Messenger RNA from Durio zibethinus, 1253 nucleotides. Its product is annotated as protein NUCLEAR FUSION DEFECTIVE 6, mitochondrial-like. Gene Ontology annotation, cellular component: mitochondrion. NCBI's taxonomy places the organism in Eukaryota, Viridiplantae, Streptophyta, Magnoliopsida, Malvales, Malvaceae. The record is from RefSeq and is a predicted model, not a curated record.